AUGCUCCAGAGGUUAAUGCUCCAGAGGUCAAUGCUCCAGAGGUUAAUGCUCCAGAGGUUAAUGCUCCAGAGGUCAAUGCUCCAGAGGUUAAUGCUCCAAAUAUUAAUGCUCCAAAUAUUAAUGAUGUUCCAAAUACUAAUGAUGGUCCAGAACCUAAUAAUAUCCCAGAGCCUAAUAAUGGUCCAGAGCCUAAUAAUAGCCCAGAGCCUAAUAAUGGUCCAGAGCCUAAUAAUGGUCCAGAACCUAAUAAUGGUCCAGAGCCUAAUAAUAGCCCAGAGCCUAAUAAUGUCACAGAGGUCAAUAGAGCUGCUGAAGCUAAUAAUGUUCCAGAGAUUUCUAAUGUUCCAGAGACUUCUAAUGUUCUAG
Messenger RNA from Candida tropicalis MYA-3404, 366 nucleotides. RefSeq lists its product as uncharacterized. Lineage: Eukaryota; Fungi; Ascomycota; Pichiomycetes; Serinales; Debaryomycetaceae. The record is from RefSeq and is a predicted model, not a curated record. Bases 1 to 366 code for a protein of 121 amino acids. The transcript has a single exon.